Fulvia fulva is the source of this 1851-nucleotide messenger RNA. RefSeq names its product Cystathionine gamma-synthase. The transcript has 2 exons. The record is from RefSeq and is a predicted model, not a curated record. NCBI's taxonomy places the organism in Eukaryota, Fungi, Ascomycota, Dothideomycetes, Mycosphaerellales, Mycosphaerellaceae. Gene Ontology annotation, molecular function: cystathionine gamma-synthase activity; pyridoxal phosphate binding. Gene Ontology annotation, biological process: transsulfuration. The coding region runs from base 1 to 1851 and encodes 616 amino acids.
AUGGUGGGCGUAAAAGUGCCCGGUGCUCCAGUGGCACUGCCAUUUAACGACAAUAUCGGAGAGACGAUACCACCAGACACACCUCACGCAGUCAGUGUGUCGCUACCAACAUGGAAGGCGAAUGUUGGCUACGAAGAGGGCGAGAAAUGGGUAGUCGACAAGAUGCAAUGUGGUUAUCCAAGGUUCUUCAUCCACAAAUCCAUCCAAAAGCUAGCCUCGAGCAUAGUCGCUGCACAUGGCUGCCCCGAUACUGACUUUGCCAUGCUGUUGCCAUCUCCCAGAUGUGCAUCGCGAUGUAAAGAGUUCAUAAUCAAGCAACUGCCAGAUGGCGGCCAUCCUCCUCUUCGCCACUUUGCUCUCAUCGCACAUCCAGAAAAGACUCCAGCAGCAGACUCGAAGCUCAUCUUACCCAAGGUAUCGGCAAUUAUCUACCACAAGGACCUAUGGCCAGCUGCGAAAGCAUUCUGGCAGCACACUGGUGAGGGUAUAUCCAGCAGACGUGCCGAGUUCUGCCAAAGAGCAUUCGAUGAAGGCUGGUUGGUCGAUCGUGGAUCAAUAACACCACCACAAACACCAAGGAUGACCAAAGGACCCAGGAGAUACCAACAGACCACCUCCGUGGACCAUGGCCACACCGAUGGUCUGACACCGAUGACAAGCAACAUUGGCGAGGCGAUUGAUGGUGUGCUGGACUCUCAGCAAUUCGUGGAAGAAAGAUUUGGUCGUAACCUCAAUCCAAAAUUCGCAGAACAGGCCAAGCUUGCCAUUCGCAAGCGUAUUGCUGGUUCCUUGACAACGAACGUCGAUCUGCCAGAGUCACUGGAGGCUCCUUCAGAUCUCAGCCGGCAACGGACGAAAGAUGGCCUCGACGCUUUUACAGUCGAUGACGUCUACUUAUUUCCCUGUGGCAUGAACGCGAUAUACACGUCCCAUCGGAUCCUGCGUCUAGCUCGAGGAGAGCUCAAAAGUAUUAUGUAUGGCUUCCCUUACGUCGAUACCCUCAAGGUGCUUGAGAAGUUCGGCGCUGGUGCCACAUUCUUCGGCUACGCAGAUGCAAAUGAUCUGAAUGAGCUACAACGACGGCUGGAGGCUGGCGAACGAUACCUGGCCCUAUAUUGCGAGUUCCCUGGGAACCCUCUUCUCAAAUCACCGGACCUGAAACGCCUUCGUUCGCUGGCCGACAAGUAUGAGUUUGCAAUCGUAGUCGACGAAACCAUCGGCAACUUCCUCAACAUCCACGUCCUACCCUUCGCCGACAUCGUAGUCAGCAGUCUGACCAAGAUCUUCAGCGGAGACAGCAAUGUCAUGGGUGGCGCCAUGAUAUUGAACCCAAUGUCGAAGUGGUACACUGACCUGAAGCAUGUCCUCGCAUCAGAAUUCGAAGACAACCAGUUUGAGGAAGAUAGCGUGUACCUCGAGCGCAACAGCCGAGACUAUGUCGACCGCAUCAAGCGCAUCAACGUCAAUGCCGAAGCUAUUGCGGAUGUGCUAAGGGAGAGCUCGAAAGUGAAGCAAGUAUUCUACCCAAAGUACAGCGAUACGAAGCAGUUCUAUGACGAAUGUCGGAUUGGCGAUGGAGGGUAUGGUGGUUUGCUGAGUGCCACUUUCCAUUCUGUGGAGGGUGCGGCAAUCUUCUACGACAAUUUGAAUACGUGUAAAGGACCGAGUCUGGGCACGAACUUCACGCUGGCCUCGCCUUUCGUGCUCCUGGCACACUAUGGGGAGCUGGAGUGGGCAGAACAGUAUGGAUGCGAAGCUAGCCUUGUGCGUUUCAGCGUUGGACUGGAAGAUCCUGAUGCGCUUGUGGAUAUAUUCAGAGCAGCCCUGGACGCGAUACCGGCGGCCAAUUGA